UGAGAGUCAUUGCCGAGCAGAAGCGUCUGGUCCGAGUCCCUGGUUCCGUACCGGUAUAAAUGAAUCAGGAGCGUAGCAGUUUCACUGAAACUACUAUCAUAGUAUGGGCUUGCUUCACUCAUUUAUCAAACAAAGUUGGCCACCUUCGAGUCGGUUUUCCGUCGAUGACAUCCCCGAUUUGUCGGGGAAAGUCAUUAUCGUGACUGGUGGAAACGCAGGAAUAGGGUAUGAGACGGCAAAGGCUCUUUUGACACGGAACGCACGAGUAUAUAUCGCUUGUCGGUCCCCGGAGAAGGCGAAGAAAGCUAUUGAUCAUUUGCGUGCAGAGUGCGGCGGGAAGGAAGCAUUAUUUCUACCGUUGGACCUUGCGAGCCUCAAGGCAGUCAAAGCUUACGCAGAGGAAUUUUUGAAGAAUGAAAAGGAGCUGCAUGUUCUUUUCAAUAACGCGGGUAUAAUGGAUCCUCCCGUGGAUCAGCUAACGAAAGAUGGAUACGACUUGACGAUAGGCAUCAAUCUUCUUGGACAUUUCUAUCUCACUAAGCUUCUCCUCCCGGCCCUUGAAGCAGGCGCGCAGACCUCCUCAGAUGGGAAGGCCCGAGUCGUAAACACCUCCUCAUUUGCCUACGAACUUUGUUCAAACUUGGAUUACGAUCUCUUUCGUGAUGGUCCUGCUCGCAAGAAAGCUGUCUCUACUACGGAGAAAAUGUACUACCAGAGUAAAUUCGGUAAUGUUGUUUUUUCAGCCGAACUUGCGCGCCGGUACGGAGCAGAAGGGAUUGUCUCUACUAGCGUGCAUCCUGGAAAGUAUUAUCCGUGCCCACAACCUGUACAAAUGUGGAGUUACAAGUUUCUUGAUUGUACGUUCAUCCUGUCCUCUGCGCCGCAGAGUAUUUACUCAAGGAAUCCCUUACAGGGUCGUCUUUCGUACCCUGCAUCACAGGGUGCUUUGACUCAGCUAUACGCCGGUACAACGGCUGAAGGCGCCAACUUGAAUGGCAAGGUACGUUGAGUCUACAGGUUUACUGAGAAAGAGUCGAUAGCCGACGUCUUUAUUAGCAUCUUAUACCGUGGGCCCGAGUCAACUCGCCUUCUCCUGCUUCACAGGAUCCUGAGAUCGGGAAAACUUUAUGGGGUUGGCUGGAAGAGCAGGUUCAGAAUGUAUG
Desarmillaria tabescens is the source of this 1163-nucleotide messenger RNA. RefSeq lists its product as uncharacterized. The transcript has 7 exons. Lineage: Eukaryota; Fungi; Basidiomycota; Agaricomycetes; Agaricales; Physalacriaceae. The record is from RefSeq and is a predicted model, not a curated record. Bases 104 to 1009 code for a protein of 301 amino acids.